AGCGAAAUGAUGUAUUCAUUUUGUUUUAUGAGACGAUACAUUUUCUUCUUUCAAGUUAUAUUUUGUGAUCCAGUAAUCAGAAACAAGCUGGGACUUCCAAAACGGAUUCCUUUAACAGCUGCACUAGCUAGUUUGAGGAUAAGAAUCAUCCACAGAAAACGCACGAUCGCUUUCUUCCAGUUCAUCAUGGGCAUGCAAAUGCUAAGACAUGAAGAGCAUGAUGAAAAGGAAGACCUGCUUGUAGGUACACAGGACGGUGGAGCAAGACCGUGAUGUCAUACGAUGACAACUUCUUUGCCCUAGAGUUGAUAUAUUACUACGAUACGAAGUCGUUCAAGAAUGGUAAUUGUUUUACGUGCGUUGUCGUUCAGAAUAACGAAGCCUUGUUUCGAGCGAAACAAUUUGAUUGGCCUAUCAAAAACGAAAAUCGGCUAAUUGCCCCAGGAGGCUAUAUAUUUCAAAUUGUAGAUAGACCGAUACCGAAAGAUAAA
Molecule: messenger RNA, 491 nt
Organism: Acanthoscelides obtectus
Lineage: Eukaryota; Metazoa; Arthropoda; Insecta; Coleoptera; Chrysomelidae
Source: the annotation of a GenBank genome assembly